UCCUCUCGCCCCGGCCCUUCCUGAGACUCGGCGACGUCCUGGGCCGCGAAGCCACGAGAGGUUCCGGGGCGGUAGCCCGGGAUCGAGUCGGGCCAGGGGGACGGCUCAUGGCCAGUCCCGAACCGCAGCUCAGCUUUCCAAAGAGAGACUCCCCUACAGGAUCGUGAGGGAGCCCCCCAAUUCCUCGCCUCAUGGGCCAGACGGCCCUGGCAGGGGGCAGCAGCAGCACCCCUGCCCCACAAGCCCUGUACCCCGACCUCUCUUGUCCCGAGGGCUUGGAGGAGCUACUGUCCGCUCCUCCUCCUGACCUGGGGGUCCAACGGCGCCACGGCUGGAACCCUAAGGACUGCUCUGAGAACAUCGUGGUCAAGGAAGGGGGGCUGUGCUUUGAGCGGCGGCCCGUGGCCCAGAGCACUGACGGGGCCCGGGGUAAGAGGGGCUACUCGAGGGGCCUGCACGCCUGGGAGAUCAGCUGGCCCCCGGAGCAGAGGGGCACCCACGCCGUGGUGGGCGUGGCCACGGCCCUUGCCCCGCUGCAGGCCGACCACUAUGCGGCGCUGCUGGGCAGCAACAGCGAGUCGUGGGGCUGGGACAUCGGGCGAGGGAAGCUGUACCAUCAGAGCAAGGGGCCCGGGGCCCCCCAGUAUCCCGCCGGACUUCAGGGUGAGCAGCUGGAGGUACCAGAGAGGCUGCUGGUGGUUCUGGACAUGGAGGAGGGGACUCUGGGCUACGCUAUUGGGGGCACCUACCUGGGGCCAGCCUUCCAUGGACUGAAGGGCAGGACCCUGUAUCCGGCAGUAAGCGCCGUCUGGGGCCAGUGCCAGGUCCGCAUCCGCUACCUGGGCGAAAGGAGAGCGGAGCCACACUCCCUUCUGCACCUGAGCCGCCUGUGUGUGCGCCACACCCUGGGGCAUGGGCGGCUCGGCCACGUAUCUGCUCUGCCCUUGCCCCCUGCCAUGAAGCGCUACCUGCUCUACCAGUGACCCCUGAGGACCAGACUGUGAAGGAGCCUUGCCACCACCCCUGUCUCCCCAUCCCCCCCGUGGGGGUCAGCAGGCACCACAGACCUGGAGCUGCUUCCAGCCAGUGUGGCUGGGGGAGGGGAGGCUGGACCCCUACCCAACCCAGGCUCUGGGGAGGAAACAUAUUCAGGGCUGUGGCAGCCUGCUGUGCAAGACAUUUUUUUCCAAGGAAAUAUAACAUGGAACGUAUUGUUAUAGAAACCCGCUC
Lepus europaeus (European hare) is the source of this 1230-nucleotide messenger RNA. It is a transcript of the gene SPSB2, whose product is annotated as splA/ryanodine receptor domain and SOCS box containing 2. The coding region runs from base 192 to 983 and encodes 263 amino acids. Gene Ontology annotation, cellular component: SCF ubiquitin ligase complex. NCBI's taxonomy places the organism in Eukaryota, Metazoa, Chordata, Mammalia, Lagomorpha, Leporidae. The transcript has 3 exons. Gene Ontology annotation, molecular function: protein binding. Gene Ontology annotation, biological process: intracellular signal transduction; proteasome-mediated ubiquitin-dependent protein catabolic process. The record is from RefSeq and is a predicted model, not a curated record.